Labrus mixtus (cuckoo wrasse) is the source of this 3323-nucleotide messenger RNA. RefSeq names its product mitochondrial E3 ubiquitin protein ligase 1b (gene mul1). The transcript is spliced from 5 exons. NCBI's taxonomy places the organism in Eukaryota, Metazoa, Chordata, Actinopteri, Labriformes, Labridae. Gene Ontology annotation, cellular component: mitochondrion. The record is from RefSeq and is a predicted model, not a curated record. The coding region runs from base 107 to 1165 and encodes 352 amino acids. Gene Ontology annotation, biological process: organelle organization; protein ubiquitination. Gene Ontology annotation, molecular function: ubiquitin-protein transferase activity.
GAAAAUUACUGAGUGUGGGCAGGUGAGCAGAGGAGCAGAACUGACAGUCACAAGGACCGUCAUGACGGCCACUAACUGAUCGUCCCUGAAUGUUGCAAAUCGCAGGAUGGACUCAAGUGGGAAACCCUCGACUGCACAGAUUGUGGUUUUAGCCACCAGCUCUGCCCUGACUGCAGUCUUUUACUCCAUCUACAGGAGCAGAGCUUCAACUGUUGCCAGAUUAAAGGAAGCCAAGAAAGUCUGCAUCGACCAGGAUUUGAAGAACAUCCUGUCGGAAACUCCUGGAAGAUGUGUCCCGUACGCGGUCAUAGAAGGUGUAGUAAGAUCUGUGAAGGAGACUCUGAGCAGCCAGUUUGUUGAUAACUGCAAAGGAGUGAUUGAAAGACUGACGCUGAAGGAGGAGAAGAUGGUGUGGAAUCGCACCACUCAUCUGUGGAACAACACAGAGAAAGUCAUCCACCAGCGCACCAACACUGUUCCCUUCGCCCUCGGGUCUCAUGACGACGAUAUCGCCGCCACGAUACGGGUUGUGCGUCCACUAGACGCUGUCGAGCUGAACCUGGAGACCACCUACGAGAACUUUCACCCCACAGUCCAGUCCUUGUCCAACGUCAUCGGGCACUUCAUCAGCGGCGAGCGACCCAAGGGGAUCCAUGAAACUGAGGAGAUGCUGCGGCUGGGGGACAGCGUCACAGGAGUGGGAGAGCUGGUGCUGGACAACAACCUGAUCAAACUGCAGCCUCCCAAACAGGGCUUCCAGUACUUUCUCACCCGGCUGGACUACGAGUCUCUCCUCAGGAAGCAGGGCAACAGCGUCAGACUGUGGAGGAUCCUGACUCUCCUCUUUGGCGUCGCGGCUUGUUCAACGUUAAUCUUCAUUCUGUGGAAACGCUACGUCCACCACAGAGAGGGUAAGAAGGAGAGGAGCAUGCUGGAGGAGUUUAAGGAGAAGCAGAAGAAGCGUAUGCGUGAACUGAACAUCGAGGAGAGCAGCGUGUCGCCCAGCAGCUGCACGGUGUGUCUGAGCCGCGAGCGCUCCUGCGUCUUCCUGGAGUGCGGCCACGUGUGUGCCUGUGCUCAGUGCUACGACGUCCUGCCAGAGCCAAAGAAGUGCCCCAUCUGCAGGGCCGCUAUAGACCGCGUGGUGCCUCUUUACAACAGCUAGAGUAGGAAUGAAGAAUAUAUGUAAUACAACUCACUCUCACCAUCAUCUUAGAGAUGAAGAUGGUCUGUUGGUGCCUGAAAAAAAAAAAUCAUCUUUGUGGUUUUUUUUUACUUUUUUUUUUUACUCACUCCUUCAUAUGAAUAUUUUGUGUUUGUGCUGAGUCAUGAUACGACCACAUUUCCCAUCAGGCGUUCAAAUCAAAUUUGAAACCUGAAACUAAUAGAUCAAAUAAAAGCUCUUCUUUCACAGUGAGACAGAACAUUUAAUUUAUUUUUCAUCAAACCAUAUUUCAGCCCUGUGGCCUGACAGCAGUCAGUAUUCAAAGUUAAACUUUUUUCUAAGAGUCCUUCUCAAACAUUCGUCACAUUUUACAAUUUUUACACAGCAGCACUAAAUGGUGACUCUUUAGAACUACUCAAUGCAAUUAAGACUCAUCAAGACAUGUUUAACUUUCAGUAAGCAACGAUACAUAUUAUAAUUCUGAUGAUGUCCUGAGAUGUUUAAAGUCAGGGUUGGUCAUUUCCUCCAGAUUAAUUUUUUAAGAUUUUGGUUGAAGUUGUCUUUAGGUCCUGACAGAAAUUAAUAACUCAUGUUCUCUGAAAAUGGAACGACUAAAAUCCGUCAUCUGUAUCAGUUUGUAAGCCUGUAAAAACUUUGACCAAUGUCUGCCACGAGGUACCGAUCUGAUGAACCAAUCACAGCCUCCCUGUCUCCCACACUCAAAGCGCGUCACAGAUAAUGGAGUUUAUACUGCGAGUUUGUCAUUGGCCAUUGUGAGUAAUAAAAUAGUCCCGUUUUUUUUUUUUACAUGUAUUGUAAAGUUUAGUUUAAUUACUGCUGAAUGAGACAUUAGAUGACGUAGAUUCUACACAAUGAAAGCGAUGAGCUGAGGUCCGCUUCUGGAGUAACGGCGCUCAUGCAUGUAAGUGAGGGGGCGUGGCUUUUGAGGGAGCACAGAGGGGAGGGGGUGGGUGCAGACGGAGCACUGAUGGAAUGCUACUUUCUAAAUCGUGCUAGUUUUUGAAAAUUACCAGCCCUGCCUUUAAAGACUCAAAAUCAUUGAGUAGGAAAGCCAUCUCAUAUCAAGAAAAGAGACGCUUAUCACCAUAUUAGGCUGUUUUUUCAUCUUCAGUCCUUGACAGGUUUAAACGGAGUGAAAGUACACUCUUUAAAAAGCAACAGAAACUGUCACACAAUCAGUGAAUAGUUUUCAUUCCUCCCUGCAUUUUUUUGUGGAGCUUCUUGCGGCUGUAGAGAGAUGUCAAGGAGGAACAUUCUUUUGAUUUGUGAAGUGGGUUCGAGUGACUCUGUCCGAACACACCGGGGAAGAUUUCUAAGAAAGACUGUACCGACAUUUAGAUGUAUUUUGAGAAAUUUGGCCAAUUUUUAUUGUGAGUAUUUUCAUUUGAUGAGCAGGUAAAGUCAGAACAGUUCAGUCGACCCGAUCCGUGUGAGACUUGAAUAAAGUUCCAGAAGGUUUUUUGGGGUUGAGGUUUUUAGUGGGGUUUUUUUUUUGUAGCACAGGAAGAGGAAACGGUUGUGGUUCAGACUAAAAUGUAAGAUUAAGUAUUAGUGGUGGGGGGAAUAUUUGCACAAGCUUCUGUUGAGUUGUCGAAUUUUUACAGACAAAAGCUAGUGGACUGAUUCUGUCCUGCUAAAAAGACACAAAUCACAUCCACAAGAACGACUUAAAAGUGACAACAUAUUUAAACACAGGGAUGAACUCCUGGACCAUCACGGGGACAUUGUAACUGACACUCCAAUAAGGACAAAUGUAGAUGACAUACUGUGUGAAUUACUGUAUUAAAACAAAAACCUACAUUGUAUGAAAGAAAAACAGAGAGAACUAUUUGAGGACGAUGGAAUAUUUUCUGCCAGGAGAGGGCGCUGUCUGCACGUUUGGAUAAAGAAGAAGAUGUGGACGUGCAGUCACUGAGCACAAACGAUCACAACAAGAAUGUGAUGCCACUUGAUAAAAGCUGCUGAUGUUCACUCUCACUGGUUUUCUCACACCUUGUUAACCUCAUUGCAAACUGCCUGUACCUGGAAAAAUACUCAGAAGACACCACAUCUGAAAUUGUAGUUUUCAAAAUCGUAUUAAUUGAAAGAAUGAAAUCCUCUGUUUAGCUUCAGUGUUGAAUAAAAAUGAAUCAAUUAC